Messenger RNA from Pomacea canaliculata, 2752 nucleotides. Its product is annotated as alcohol dehydrogenase [acceptor]-like. Gene Ontology annotation, molecular function: flavin adenine dinucleotide binding; oxidoreductase activity, acting on CH-OH group of donors. The record is from RefSeq and is a predicted model, not a curated record. NCBI's taxonomy places the organism in Eukaryota, Metazoa, Mollusca, Gastropoda, Architaenioglossa, Ampullariidae.
ACAAAGUGUCUACGUGCCGUUGUGAACUCAUUAUAGCUUCUGCUAAAUCUGCGCUCAUUCUUAUGAUUCUUGAUGAGCAGACACGGACAUUCACGUUUGUAGCUUCCUAGUCAGUGUAUGCACGAACGUGUGAGAGAUGGCGGCCUUGAUGUCAGUUGCAGCUGUGGUGCUGGUAGCGGUGACAGCUUUGGUGGUCGUCAUACUGCUUCCCGAGUCUCCAACUCCACUCACAACCUCCAUUGAUGCAGAAUACGAUUAUAUUAUAGUGGGGGCGGGGUCAGCGGGCUGCGUGCUGGCCAGUCGGCUGUCCGAAGAUGAUGACGUGCGUGUCUUGCUGCUGGAGGCGGGGCCAGACGACCAGGGCGUGACAGAUUUUUCUGUUCCUCUUUAUGGCGCGCAGCAUAUGUGGACCAAAGACUUCAGCUGGGACUUUUACAUUGAAUCGCAGAACCACAGCCUAGAAGGCUAUAAACAAAAGAAAAUGGUAUGGCCACGAGGAAAGGUUCUGGGGGGAAGUUCCAACCUCAAUGGCAUGAUCUACAUCCGGGGCAGUCGCCAUGAUUAUGAAUGGGCCAAAGCCGGUGCGGAAGGCUGGAGUUACCAGGAUGUAUUGCCUUAUUUCUUGAAGUCGGAAGACAUACUCAGUCCUGAUUUGUUGGAUUCCAAGUACCAUGGGAAAGGAGGCCCUCUAAAGGUGGAUAUUCCGGACACCACACAACUUGCACAAGAGGUCUUACUUGCUGGAAAGGAGCUGGGCUACCCCGAGGUGGAUCCCAACGGCGAGACUAUGCUAGGUUUCAGCAAGAUCAAAGUUCACGCUGACCUACCCGUGGGUGAUAACCUGCAGGAUCACCUCUUUAUGGACAUCGGUAUUAGCAUCAACGAGUCCAUCGGUGCGACCGAGGAGAAGGCAAGCAGUUUGUGGGAGCGUGCCAAGUACUGGCUCUUUGGGAAAGGAAUCCUCAGCUCCACGUACACCAUAGAGACCCUUGCUUUCUUUGCCACCAAUGAAGAAAAAAGACAGCUGGGAUGGCCAGAUGUUCAGCUUCAUGUGUUUACUUCCCUUUCCAUUAUUGCUCCCCACAUUCUAACUGAGGAGAACCUACAACGACAGUCUGGAAGAAAAAAUAAAGUCGGACUGUCAUGCUUAUCCACGCUGCUGAACUCUCUCAGCGUGGGGUCACUGCGCCUGCGCAGUGGGAAUCCUCUGGAUGACCCCGUCAUUGACCCGCACUAUUUAGAGAGGUCAGAGGACGUGGAGGUCAUUCUGUACGGUAUAAAAGUCUGUAAGGAGCUGAUGAACACUUCUGCUUUACGGAAAUUUGGAGCGGAACUGGCAGACAAACCAGUGAGCGCAUGCGCGAAGACGUACGAGCUGGACUCUGACGAUUACUGGCGCUGCGCCAUUCGCUACUCCGUGCACACGUGCUACCACCCUACUGGCACGUGCAAAAUGGGUGACGUCACUGACAACACCACGGUGGUCGACAGUCAGCUGAGGGUCAAAGGCAUCCGCGGCCUGCGUGUGGCGGACGCCUCCAUCAUGCCCACCAUAGUCUCCGGCAACACCAACGCCCCCGUCAUCAUGAUCGCGGAAAAAGCCGCCGACCUCAUCCGAGGCCGCUCCGCCGUGUGACGCCAGCAGCAGAUCACGUGAUGAAUAAUGUCUGGAAGAGGUGUUGAAUACUUAUAUCGACAUGACCUUGAACUGCUUGAAGCUUUUUCGUUGACUGAUCCUUCCUUUCCUUCAUAUUCCUCUUACUAACAUUAAAUUCAUUCAUUUGUGAUCGAUUGCAUUCACCUACCACCAACCAAUCCUCCGUUAUCCAAGAAGCCUCCUCCUAUUUAUCAUCCGUCAUCCAUGACCCACCCUUACACCACAUCCAUUAUCACACAUCUAUUUUUCAUUCUUCCUUCAGCUGUCAUCUAUUUGUUCAUCAUCCAUCAUCCACCCAUCCAAAAAAUCGUCCACCUAUCCGUCAUUUAUCCAGAAAACUUUCCUCGACAGAAAGCUGAUGUUUAAAAAUUGUAACGGCACAUUUUACUGACUUUUAAACGACAGCCGUCUUGAUUUUUACACCAUUAGGUAUUGUACAGCAUGGUUAAAUGCAUGCAGGUUAAAAUUAUUAGUAAAUUUGUUGUUUGUAUUUCGUCUUCCGUAAGUAUUUAAUCCCGGUGGCGAGGAUGUGGCUAAGGGUGUGGAGAGAGAGAGGGAGAGAGUUGUGUGUACAUGUGUGUGUGUGCUUGCAUAUUUGACUGUAAAGUGGAUGGAGUUGUUCUACAGUUGCUAUUAACCAUCCACAGCGAGCUGCUCGUUUUUAAAGCAUUUUUACAUAUUGCUUGAAGCAGAUAAACAGUGUUUUAAUAUUGUCUCUUAUCGCAUAUGAAGCGCUUGAGUCACAUCAGACACUGACACGUGAUGAUGUUCGUUUUUGCGAGUCUUUUCAGAGCUUAGUAUACUUCGGAAGCAUCAUCUUUUGAACCAGCAGACGCUAGUCCGCACAGAGAUUUUGUAGUUUGUUCCUAACCUGUUGUCUGGAAAUCUAGAAAAAGAAAAAUGCAUGAUUUUCUGAAAGAAAUGAAAAAGAAAUUGUUCAUUCUGUCUACCAGGUUGAGACAAAUGUGACAUGAUAAACCGUGUGAUGCUUAUUGCUUACAAGGUUAAACAAUUUAAUGCUUACAUUGAUUACAAUGUUAAUUUACUAUUUUCUCCCAAAACCUCUGGCAUGAAAAUAAAAAAAUCCAAAAUACA